Molecule: messenger RNA, 280 nt
Organism: Mycena citricolor
Lineage: Eukaryota; Fungi; Basidiomycota; Agaricomycetes; Agaricales; Mycenaceae
Source: the annotation of a GenBank genome assembly
ACCACAGCAGACUAUUCAAGCGCAAAAUCUGGAUUUUUUUCUAUUCCAGACCAACGGCGUAGGGAAAUCAGGAAUGAAAGGGUCUAGGCAUGAGUCGGGUCGAUCAUCCACGCGCCGAGGAGAAAUUCGUGGGAUUAUUCGUGGGAUUGCUCGCCCCGGUUCAUGCCCAAAGACUUUUUCGACAGCACAGCGCUUCGGAGAAAGCAAUGAGAGUCCCGCAACAGUUCUCCGCCUGACGCAUGUUCAGGGGUCUUCGAGCAUACAGAUCACUGAUGUCAUC